CCGGCGGAGGCGGACGGGGUUGCGGCGCGAAGGGCGGCGGGGCGGCCCCGGGCUGCAGCCGCGGAGGGACCGUGUCGCGGCCCGCUCGCUUCCUGGUGGCCGCGCUCCGCGUCCCUGGCGGCGUCUGCCAAGACAAAAGUCCCUAGUGCAUGUAAAAGUGAAGACCAAGCUGGACAGAAAGAGGACAGGAUAAAUUGUGAGCUGUUAAAUCUGAAUUCUACUCUGUUGCUAUUGCCAGUGCGUCAGAGAGGCUCAUCCCAUGGUGUCUGACAGAAGGACUGCAGGUGACAUAGUUGUCCUUUUACCUUGACUGAAGAGGAACCCUGUCCUCAGCUGAGAAUAUACCAGUACUCUCUGAGAAUUUUAAUGAUCUCUUCUGUGUCUGAGAGAUGUUAUGUUUUGAGGAAAAAUAUGGCUUUCAUACUAGAAAAGAACAAGCAGAAGUUGGAAGAAUUCUUGUGUUUCAGUACUGCCUUCUUUUGUGUGAUCCAUAUGAAGGAGUGUAGAGCAAAAGGCCUUUUAAUGCCUCGGAACUUAAAGUGAGCUCCUACGCUGUUGUAGACUGUGAUCAAGCAAGAAAGGAAGUCAGUGUCCGCACUGGGGGAAUGACAGAUAAGUCCUCAAGAAAGACUUACACGUUUGAUAUGGUUUUUGGAGCUCAGGCAAAGCAGAUUGAUGUGUACCGGAGUGUUGUGUGUCCCAUUUUGGAUGAAGUUAUUAUGGGCUACAACUGUACAGUGUUUGCUUAUGGCCAAACAGGUACUGGUAAGACCUUCACAAUGGAAGGGGAGCGGUCACCCAAUGAAGAAUAUACUUGGGAAGAGGAUCCCCUAGCAGGUAUCAUACCCCGUACAUUGCAUCAAAUAUUUGAAAAACUCACAGAGAAUGGUACUGAAUUUUCAGUGAAAGUCUCUCUUUUGGAAAUCUAUAAUGAGGAGCUUUUUGAUCUUCUGAAUCCUACUCCUGAUGUUGGAGAAAGACUGCAGAUGUUUGAUGAUCCUCGAAACAAGAGGGGUGUAAUUAUUAAAGGCUUGGAAGAAGUAACUGUACACAACAAAAAUCAAGUUUACCAAAUCCUGGAAAGGGGUGCAGCCAAAAGAACAACUGCAGCUACUUACAUGAAUGCAUAUUCCAGCCGUUCCCACUCUGUGUUUUCAAUUACCAUCCAUAUGAAAGAAACAACAGUGGAUGGAGAAGAACUUGUUAAAAUUGGAAAGCUAAACUUGGUUGAUCUUGCAGGAAGUGAAAACAUUGGUCGAUCUGGGGCUGUUGACAAAAGAGCUCGUGAAGCUGGAAAUAUCAACCAAUCUCUGCUGACCCUAGGAAGAGUUAUUACUGCUCUAGUGGAAAGAGCCCCUCAUAUUCCAUACAGGGAAUCUAAACUCACAAGAAUCCUUCAAGACUCUCUUGGAGGACGGACAAAAACAUCAAUAAUUGCCACAAUUUCGCCUGCAUCUGUAAAUCUUGAGGAAACAUUGAGUACACUGGAAUAUGCCCAUAGAGCAAAGAACAUCAUGAACAAGCCUGAAGUUAAUCAGAAACUAACAAAAAAAGCUCUUAUUAAGGAAUACACUGAAGAGAUUGAACGUCUGAAGCGAGACCUUGCUGCUGCUCGAGAAAAAAAUGGAAUCUAUAUUUCUGUUGAGAACUAUGAAGCCCUUAAUGGAAAGCUGACAGUUCAGGAAGAACAAAUUACAGAGUAUAUUGACAAAAUCAGUGUCAUGGAAGAAGAAAUGAAAAGGGUCACUGAACUAUUCAGAGUCAGUAAAAAUGAACUCGAACAGUGUAAAACAGAUUUGCAGAUCAAGGAGAAAGAACUGGAAGAAACACAAAAAGAUCUGCAAGAAACCAAGGUUCAGCUGGCUGAAGAGGAAUAUGUGGUUUCAGUUUUGGAAAAUACUGAACAAAAGCUUCUUGGCACAGCUAGCAAGUUACUAAGUACAGUUGAAGAAACUACAAGAGAUGUGUCUGGGCUCCAUGCGAAACUGGACCGUAAGAAAGCUGUUGAUCAGCACAAUGCUGUUGUCCAAAAUACAUUUGCAGGACAAAUGAACGCUUCAUUCAGCAAAAUACAAGAUUCAAUUACUGAAAACAGUUUAAAGCAGCAACAGAUGUUGACAUAUUACACAAAUUUUAUAGGUGACCUCCUGUCUACCAGUUCUUCUACAGCAGAUAUUCUUGCAUCAGUUGUAUCAGCAUCUUUUGCCUCUCUUAAAGACUUGGUGUCUACUGAAGUUUCUCACAUGUCUGAAAAAAUAACACAGCAUGAGAAUCUAUCGCUUGAUUGUAAAGCGGAGCUGCUGAGAUUAAUUGAGGAACAUGAAACUGGAUUAGGAAGAGCAGUAAAUAGUUUGACACCAAUGGUAGAAUUUGUCUUGGGUUUAAACUGUCAGUUCCAGAGUAACAUGAAGAAAUAUUCUGCUGUGGCUGACCAGAUGGAGGGCCAUAAAAAGGAAAUGGAUACCUUCUUCGGAGAUCUUUUUCUCACUCUGAAAAAAAUACAGGAACAAACAGCCACUGGCUUUGCUCAGCUCCAGCACAAUUGUGACAGUUUAAAAGAAGAAGUGGAAAUGAUGAGGUUGGCACAUAGAAAGAGUGCAGCCGAAUUGAUGUCUUCACUGCAAAGCCAGCUUGACCUUUUUACUCAGGAGACUCAGAAAAAUUUAACUGAUGUACUCACAAGAAAUGGAAGCCUGAAGACCACCAUCACUGCUAUGCAAGAAAACGUUCACCUGAAAACUACAGACUUAGUCAGCAGUACAAAUUUCAAUCACAGCAAAUUUACUGCAUCUCUGGAUAAUUUCUCUCAAGAGCUCAGGAGCAUAAAUGCUGAAAACAAGGCAAUGCUGGAAGAAUCCAAUGACCACUGUCAACAUCUUCUCAGCAAUCUCAAGAAUGUGUCUCAACAUACCAGUACAUGGGGUGAAUUUACAACUGCUCAGAUGGUCAACUUUACUAAUCAGCACCUGUUGUCAUUCAGGGAUGAGAAACAGCAAUUUCAGUAUUUACAAAAGAAAAAUGAAGAAAGCUGUGAUAAAGCAAUAGCUGAAAUUGCUGACCACAUUGGCAGACAAAAGGCUGCUGAGGGGAAAGUGCUAAAUGGCCUUCUGGAUCAGAUAAAGGUGGAUCAGGAGAUACUUGUGGAGCAGAAGCUGGCACUUCAGGAAGAAGUACAGCAUGGACUAACUCAGGUUAAUGGUUUCCUGCAAGAGGAUCUCAAACUGGAUGUUCCAACAGGGACAACUCCACAGAGAAAAGACUACUUCUAUCCUGUCACACUUGUGAGAACAGAGCCCCGGGAACUACUUCUGGAGCAAUUAAGGCAAAAGCAACCAAAUCUUGAUGCUAUGCUAAGCAGUGUGGUAAAAGAGAUGGAGGAUAAUGCAGGUCAGGACGUGCUGGAAGAGGAAGGAGAGUUGCGAGAACCCAGUGAAAGCCUUGCUUGUGACAAAUACUUAAUGGAUACAAAUGUAUAUUGCCACACAAAUGGUGGCAUUCCUUUUUUCCAGCACAAAAGAAGUCUCAAAAAGGGUAAAGAGAACAAAUCUGCAGCUCCAGUGGAGAACAAAAUGGAGGAUAUGACAGAAGAGUUUCUUCAGAAAUCAAAGCAUCCUUUAAGAUUGCUGAACUAAGAUAUAUCCUCUGCAGAUCCCUGUUUUCAGAUAUUUCUAUCUUAUUGUCUUACUGAGCCACAACUUUUUUUGGUAUUCUCAGUGUCUCUAUGUAGUGAUAUAGUGAUGCAAAGUUGAAUCAAAAUAUUUACCUACUCAAUCUCAUGCCUUGGUUCCGUUUUUAUAUGUUGCAGCUUGCAAAGUUUUAAGAAAAAAAAAACCCUGCAGAUUAUGGUGCUGUUAUAUUAAAUAUAUAUAUAUAUAUGUGGUCAAGCAAGAAAUUUUCUGUUUCUCAGUAGAUCUAAAAUACCAGAAAGGGAUGUGGAAAUAUGCUUUGUCAACAUGAUAAGUUACCAUUUUAUGUAUUAAUUAGCUGUAAAUAAGUGUUCUGGUUUUAUAACUGCUCUUUAUUCCAGUUUCUGUUUUUACUGUGAUACUUCAAAUAAAUUAAUACAUGGAAAAC
Vidua macroura (Pin-tailed whydah) is the source of this 4074-nucleotide messenger RNA. It is a transcript of the gene KIF11, whose product is annotated as kinesin family member 11. The coding region runs from base 606 to 3632 and encodes 1008 amino acids. Gene Ontology annotation, biological process: mitotic spindle assembly; microtubule-based movement. The transcript has 25 exons. Gene Ontology annotation, cellular component: nucleus; spindle microtubule. Gene Ontology annotation, molecular function: plus-end-directed microtubule motor activity; ATP binding; microtubule binding. Lineage: Eukaryota; Metazoa; Chordata; Aves; Passeriformes; Viduidae. The record is from RefSeq and is a predicted model, not a curated record.